Molecule: messenger RNA, 5406 nt
Organism: Pungitius pungitius (ninespine stickleback)
Lineage: Eukaryota; Metazoa; Chordata; Actinopteri; Perciformes; Gasterosteidae
Gene: strn
Product: striatin, calmodulin binding protein
Exons: 18
Coding region: 178-2526 (782 amino acids)
Cellular component (GO): dendrite
Molecular function (GO): calmodulin binding; protein phosphatase 2A binding; protein-containing complex binding
Source: RefSeq, a predicted model, not a curated record
UCCGAUUCCGGCUGCCCAACGGUCGUCUCCUCAACUGACAGCCGGUCGAGACAGGAGCACAGUGGCGGCCAGCGGGAAGGACUGUCGAUGGAUCAGGUUUCCGUCAGGAGGAUAUUACACCGAAGCGGUUGAGUGUUCCGGGGACCGAGCCAGAAGUCACACCGCCCCGGUUCGGCCAUGGACGAGCAGGCGGGCCCCGGCGUCUUCUUCAACAACAACAACAACAACUCGGGCUUGUCCGGCGGAGGGAACAUUAAGGCUCCGCAGGCUGGCGACGUCGAGGGCGGCGAGGCGGCCAGGGCUCAGUACAACAUCCCGGGGAUUUUACACUUUCUCCAGCACGAGUGGGCCCGCUUCGAGGUGGACAAGGCGCACUGGGAGGUCGAGCGGGCCGAGCUGCAGGCUCAGAUCGCCUUCCUGCAGGGGGAGAGGCGAGGUCAGGAGAACCUCAAGAAGGACCUGGUGAGACGCAUCAAGAUGCUGGAGUACGUCCUCAAGCAGGAGAGGGCCAAAUACCACAAGACGAAAUAUGGGACAGAACUGAACCAAGGAGAGAUAAUUCCUCCAAGUUAUGAUUCCGACGAGGGGGGGGACAGCGAGGCUCCCAGUCCUCCAAACAGCAGCCAUCAGCUCAGCUGGAAACAAGGACGCCAGCUGCUCAGACAGUACCUGCAGGAGGUGGGGUACACGGACACCAUCCUGGAUGUGAAGUCUCAGCGGGUGAGAGCGCUGCUCGGCCUGACCGGAGACUCCGGGGAGAAGCCCUCCAGGAGCGAGCCCAUGGUCAACGGCACCGAGCCGUCCUCCCUGAAGGACAGCGGCGUGGUCAGUAAACCCGACAUGUCGGACUCGGCCACCGUGUUGGAGGCCUUUAAGUUCAUCGAGAGCGCCGCGGCCGAGUUCAGCGACGAGGACGAGGACAGCGAAGGGAGGGACAAGACCAUCUUGGACGUGGCUACAAUGGUGAGGAAGAAAAAGUCGUCCACCCCUUCCUCCACGACCUCUGACCUCAGCGACGACCCCGACACGGAGGAGGCCCUGAAGGGUUUCGACUUCUUGGCGAGUCCGGACGAGCUGGACGGCUCGCCGGAGACCAGGAGUGGGGAGGACAGCGGAGACUGGGAGAAGGAAGAGUCUGCUCUGGGGGAAGUGGCCUGGGACGUGGACCAGGGCCUCAUAGCCCAGCUCAAGGAGCGGUACAGGAAGGAACGCAAGGGCAAGAAGGGGGUGAAGAGACCAAACCGCUCUCGGCUCCAGGACAUGCUGGCCAACCUGCGGGAGGGGGAGGAGCCCUCCAUGCAGCCGCCGGUAACGCCCCCCUCCCGCCCCAGUGUCCCCCGGCUCAACGAGCAGGAGAUGGGGCGUCCCGAAGACGAGGCCAUGACCUUCCUGCCGUCCUCUGGGAAGUCCUUCAUAAUGGGACGAGUAGACGAGGCGGUGUCCAACGAGCUGGGACUGGGAGAACUGGCCGGACUGACGGUCGCCAACGAGGCUGAGAGCCUGGCGUACGACAUCACCAACAACACGGACGCCCUGAGGAAGACCUGGAACCCAAAGUUCACCCUGCGGAGCCACUUUGACUCGGUGCGAGGUCUGGCCUUCCACCCGGUGGAGCCCGUCCUGGUCACCGCCUCCGAGGACCACACCCUCAAGCUGUGGAACCUCCAGAAGACGGCGCCCGCCAAGAAGUGCACCGCUUUAGACGUGGAGCCCAUCUACACCUUCAGAGCUCACAGCGGCGCCGUGCUGUGCGUCACCAUGAGCUCCAGUGGCGAGCAGUGCUUCAGUGGGGGGGUGGACGGCACCGUGCAGAGCUGGAACACCCCCAGCCCCAACAUCGACCCCUACGACUCGUAUGAGCCCUCCGUCCUGCGGGGGGCGCUGUGCGGCCACACGGACUCCGUGUGGGGUCUGGUCUACAGCUCGGCCCACCAGCGCCUCCUCUCCUGCUCUGCCGAUGGGACGGUCCGGCUGUGGAACGCCGCCGACACCUCGCCGGCCCUCGCCGUUUUCAACGAGAGGGGAGAGCUCGGGGUGCCGACCUCGGUGGACCUGGUGAGCAGCGACCCGGCUCACAUGGUGACGUCCUUCAGCACCGGCAGCAUCGGACUCUUCAACAUGGAGACGCAGCAGCUCGUCCUGCAGCUGGAGUCCGCCGGACCGCCGGACGCUCCGUGCAAGAUCAACAAGGUGCUGAGUCACCCCACGCUGCCAAUCACCAUCACGGCUCAGGAGGACCGGCACAUCCAGUUCUUCGAUAAUAACACAGGUAAAGCGAUCCACUCGAUGGUCGCUCACCUGGACGCCGUCACGUGUCUCGCUGUGGAUCCAAACGGACUUUACCUCAUGUCUGGAAGUCACGACUGCUCCAUCCGCCUGUGGAACAUGGAGAGCAAGACGUGCAUCCAGGAGUUCACCGCCCACCGCAAGAAGUCCGAGGAGUCGAUCCACGACGUGGCGUUCCACCCCACCAAGUGCUACAUCGGCAGCGCCGGGGCCGACGCGCUCGCCAAGGUCUUCGUAUGACCUCCAACGCCUGCGGGUGGAGCGGGAAGAAAAAGGGAAGCGGGAAGGGUGGAGUUGGCCUCCACCUCAGAGUCUGGCAGAGGAAGCAAGAGUAGUGAAGGUGACUGUUCACGCGGACUGCUCCUUUUUUAAGAUUUGUCAAAUAUUCAACUCCCCCCCCUUUUGGACUUAGGCUGGACCGGGUCCCCGAGAAACAAACGAGCAGGAAGCAGGAAGUGGGAAAAAUAUACACGCGAAAAGGCAGGAACUCUCGGUACAUUUGAGUAAAGCUGGAAUUUAUUUUCUCCUUUUUGUUUACCAUAAAAAACACAUUGUUCAUGUGCCUUUAUUCUUCACUACAGGAAUUAUUUUAGGUGUUGAGGAAAAUGUAUUUUAUCCAUGACAGAAAUUGACCUAAUAAGAAACCUAAUGAGUCCCAAAUCAAAGAAGAUAAAAGAUGUUUUUAUUUUAUUUUCCUUCCCCUUUAAGUUGUUGCCUUUAGCCCGAAGAAGACUUUUGCUGAGUCAGGUUCCCGUGAACGUCUGGAGGUCUGGUCACUGGUCUGGAAUCAGUGACCCUUUGUGCUGGAUGGACGGAGACUCAACAUCUGGAGAGUUUUAUUUCAAAAUGACGUUGCCUUCGACUCCCCUCAGAGAGGAGAAGCAUCACGACGUUCACGUUACCGAGCAACAGCUGGACAGUCGAUUCUAUUCCUUUUUUUUUUUUAAUGCAAGCAACGAAAGAGAAAACGGACCCGGUGUGGCACCUCUGAUCACGGUACACGUGUUUUAAACAGCGUGUGGGGCAGAGAGGCCUCUAGUGGUCAGGUGGGAGAACUACAGUGCGGUAGAUGUGAAGGGUUACUUCUCAGCAGAUAAACACACAAUAAAUGUUUUCUUUUUUUUGGUGUUUAUACAAUAAUACAAACAUAGUUAUUCAUAUUUUAUUCCAUUUCUGUUAAUGGAGCUUUGAAAAUCCACUGUCACUGGCCCUUUAAGAGGAGCUGCUGGGGCACAGAGAAGUGGGACGUGGUGUUUAAGGUCCGUCCUCCACGUUCCCACCUGAGCAGCACACCGCGCAGGGCUCUCUGUCCACUGGCAUGUUGAGAUCAAACUCUUUGGAGCUUUAAACAUCUGCCCAGCUGUGCCAUGUUGUCGAUGAUAGCUGUAAAAACACAUCAUGUGACACUUGGGUGGUUUUAGAUCAAAUCAAGCGCUUCUCUCCAAAGUGAAAACCACAAAUGAGUUAAAUAACCUGAACUCUUCUGAUCAGUUUCGAAAACCUGCUGCUUUUUUUUAUUGUGUAUUUAUAGCUGAAAAUGUGUGACAAACUGCAGCGAGAAAAGAAAACCUGCACUGAAGCUUUUCUCUUUUUUUCUGUUUUACUUUAGUUAUGUAAAAUAUUUAUGAAUCACUCAAAGACGCCAAAUUGAAGCCAAAAGAUCAAACCGCGACAACGAGACGCUCCCCCCCCCCCCCCCCCCCCCAGAGCUGAUCCGCUCGUUUUGAUGUGAAAUAACGGUAGUGCAACACUUUUAUUAACAGCUGUUUAGUUCCCAAACUGCACGAAGCUCUUCUACGCUUCACAUGCUGCGCGCCUGAGAAUAUCCUAUUUUGUGUCAUUAUUAUCCUUACUACAUUAUUUUUAGACGACUCUUUGUUGUUCGGUGACGGACUUGUAAGAUACAAGUGGAUCUUUUUAAAGUUGUGUUCUCUGUUUUACUUGAAAAGUGACGUUUAUUCCUUUUGGGGUUUCUGCUGGUGUUGUAAGAAGUGCAAAUACACAUAACGUCGCCUCUCAGCACUACGUAACACUUUCCUCGCUUUGCACCAAAUUAUCAUCUCAAAAAACGCAGCUGUGUUGGUGGGAUGGGGGGGUGAAACUUUUGGGGAGUUUGUGUUCUUUUUGACGUAAAUGGAUACGGUGUAAAAAGGGUAAGCGCUUAUGUGUACAGUUUUUAAGUAUUAAAGCAGAUCUAUUUAUAAAUGUGGUGUAAUUUGAGGGGAAGUGAGAAGGACAGCGAUGAGAGAUCAGAGUUUAUUAAUGCGUGAAACGCACACACGGUUUGGGUCCUGGUUGUGUUGAUGUGAAGUGAACUGCUCCUUCAUAACACACCGGUUGUAUCAUGACAACAUGACCACGGUUCGGGUGUUCAAAUCAAGACAAAAACCGGUGGAAUUCAGGUUUGUGUGAAACCUCCAGAGGGGGAUUUUUGUUGAUGAAAACCAAAUCAUCGGAUCCACAGACAUCAAACAACAUGAAUUCAUGCUCCUGGUUGAUGAAGAAUUUCCCUUCCAGAUGAAAAUCAUCUAAAAAUCACUUUUUCCCCACAGUGAAACCCACCAGAACGGAGUUAUUUAUGUUCAGAUUUGGUAAAGUUAGUGAAACGAAUCAGGGCCAAUUUCCCAGAAUGCUCUUCUCUGCUUACAUCCACGUAAACGUUCAUGUGCACUUUUGCUAAGCAUUAUGUUUAUGAUGUAUGAACAUGUACAGAGGAACAAAACAGAGAAAAGGAGAAGCUGAACACUUUCAGAGCAAUAGAAACUGUGUUUUCCAUUUAUUUAAUCUAAUUUAGCUUUAGUUUAGUGAACCAUCGGAGCUGAUUCCCACCAUUCACACUACACAGUAACACUAGCCGGUAGUGAUGUGAGGCAGCUGAACUCUUUUCAGAUUUAUCUUUUUUUUUUUCAGUGGCCAAAAGCAGAGCUGACUAAAACCUGUUCAGUCUGCCUGUAAAUGAUUGUUGUCCUUAAAUGUGUACAGUGAAACUGUUAGAGAGAGAUUAUAUAUGCUAAUCUGGCUGUACAUUAAGUAUAUACAGGUGUUGUUGUUUUUUUGUUAUUUUCAAAAUGGGAUAGUGAUUUAUGAACAACAAUAAAGAACUAUGUUGUACAUUGUAAA